This is a messenger RNA of Cylicocyclus nassatus, 732 nucleotides long. The record is from the annotation of a GenBank genome assembly. Lineage: Eukaryota; Metazoa; Nematoda; Chromadorea; Rhabditida; Strongylidae.
AUGACCGCCGCCUCACUGACCAACAUUGUGCUGGGUUGCCUGACAACGCUGUUUAUUUUCCAAAUUGCUUUUUACUACUACCAAAACACACAAAAGGAAGCCUAUCAUACCGAGUGGAUCAGCAGCAAGGAUCAGUGCUUGUGCGAGUCAAAGGCCAAUUGCUAUCCGCUUUCGGCUGAUUCAUCACAAUGUGGCAGAUGCUUUUCGUGCAUUUCGAUUGCGCCGGUACAUCGCAAGAGGGAUGCUGGGAUGGCUUUUGCUUUGAGUUCCGAUCACACUGCCAUGGGCAAAGUGCUAGUCCUUAUCGCUUCCAUUCAUAAAUUCUAUCCAUCGACGAAAGUGCUGCUGUACGAUAGACUGGAUGAGAAAGAUAGUCUACUACAAAAACAACUAGUCAGCAUACGAAACAUACAAGUGCUGCCUUCAAAUAUCGCCACUAAAUACCUUGCUCCAGAUGCACACAACUCUCAGAUGAACAUCUUUUUCAUGCUGGAUGCCCUCAGCCGUUACGAGUCUAUUCUUUGGUUGACGGAUGAUCUUGAAAUUCUGUCGAAAAGCCUCGACGAUGCAUUGAACAAGAGCACAUCAUCAAUCAUGACGAUUGGCCGAGAAUACACGAUUUCUGCUAAGAGAAAUGCCUACGCCUCAUACUUUCCUGGAACUGCUGCUUCAUCCAAUAACUAUACACUGCUUUUGUUGCGAGACGGUUCACAGAAAACACUUCAAUGGUGA